AUGGCAGAUGCAUUGCUGGGUGACCCCAUCGUAGGUGGCAAUCUGGGCUACCACCUCAUACCACUUAGAGAUUUUCUUUCUGCAAACAACAAAAUCCCCCCAGAGCAUGCCGUGAAAAUUGAGUCUGACUUUUACAAAGGUGGUCCACCCCAAUGGGCGAACUUUCAAAUAGCUGAAAAUGCAGGAUCAGCCUUUGUCAAGAGGGAUGGCUACAGUAAAAUCAUUAAUCUAAUUCAAGAAGACCAAAAAUGUCACUACACUGUCACAUUUGCCAAUCUGUUCCACCAGCCAGGAAGUGGGGCCACCACUCUGGCCAUGCAAGUGCUGUGGGACCUCAGGGACAAAUUUAUGUGUGCUGUUCUACAACGCGGCACUGCAACCCAGAGCAUUGCCCAAGACGUGAUCACGAUAUCCUUCUACCUUGGCUUCAACAUAAAAGGACCCGUGGCAUGUGACAUUCAGUAUAAGUAA
This is a messenger RNA of Megalops cyprinoides (Indo-Pacific tarpon), 471 nucleotides long. Its product is annotated as sterile alpha motif domain-containing protein 9-like. The record is from RefSeq and is a predicted model, not a curated record. Gene Ontology annotation, cellular component: cytoplasm. NCBI's taxonomy places the organism in Eukaryota, Metazoa, Chordata, Actinopteri, Elopiformes, Megalopidae. The transcript is spliced from 2 exons. Bases 1 to 471 code for a protein of 156 amino acids.